This is a messenger RNA of Knipowitschia caucasica, 582 nucleotides long. The record is from the annotation of a GenBank genome assembly. NCBI's taxonomy places the organism in Eukaryota, Metazoa, Chordata, Actinopteri, Gobiiformes, Gobiidae.
AUGACUGCUUUUUCUUCUUUGUUUUUGUGGAUAGAUGAGGUGAAAGGUGACCGGUCAGCUGAAGUGGUUGAAUGGUCAGCUGAAGUGGUUGACUGGUCAGCUGAGGUGGUUGACUGGUCAGCUGAGGUGGAAGGUGCCUGGUCAGCUGAGGUGCUUGACUGGUCAGCUGAAGUGGUUGACUGGUCAGCUGAAGUGGUUGACUGGUCAGCUGAGGUGGUUGACUGGUCAGCUGAGGUGGAAGGUGCCUGGUCAGCUGAGGUGCUUGACUGGUCAGCUGAAGUGGUUGACUGGUCAGCUGAAGUGGUUGACCGGUCAGCUGAUGUGGAAGCUGAGGUGGUUGACUGGUCAGCUGAAGUGGUUGACUGGUCAGCUGAGGUGGUUGACUGGUCAGCUGAAGUGGUUGACUGGUCAGCUGAAGUGGUUGACCGGUCAGCUGAUGUGGAAGCUGAGGUGGAAGGUGCCCGGUCAGCUGAGGUGGAAGGUGCCCGGUCAGCUGAGGUAAAAGGUGAUCGGUCAGCUGAGGUGGAAGGUGACCAGUCAGCUGAGCUGAGGUGGAAGGUGCCCGGUCAGCUGAGGUGGUAA